Molecule: messenger RNA, 3215 nt
Organism: Thermothielavioides terrestris NRRL 8126
Lineage: Eukaryota; Fungi; Ascomycota; Sordariomycetes; Sordariales; Chaetomiaceae
Exons: 5
Coding region: 124-3084 (986 amino acids)
Biological process (GO): mRNA splicing, via spliceosome
Cellular component (GO): U2-type catalytic step 2 spliceosome; U4/U6 x U5 tri-snRNP complex; cytosol
Molecular function (GO): translation elongation factor activity; GTPase activity; GTP binding
Source: RefSeq, a predicted model, not a curated record
CGACCAGGCCUAAGUUAAUUUUUUGGAGCAGUCUUACAUCACCAGCGCGCGACGCGACUUGGACUUGGGGAGCGAACCCUGGGGCCGUUCUGAGGAUCCAAACACACUUUUCCACCAGCCACAAUGGAUGACGAUCUAUACGACGAGUUCGGCAACUUCAUUGGCGAAGAGGUCGAAGCCUCCGAGGAAGAGUCCGAACAUGGCGUCGACGUGGGCAACUAUGCCUACGACGAGUACCCCGAGGCGGCCCCAGAAGCUCCCGCCGAGGAGCGCAUGGACAUCGACGAUGAAGGGCCAUCGAAUGCCGUCGUCCUGCACGAGGACAAGCAGUACUAUCCGACCGCGGCGCAGGUGUACGGAGAGGGCGUCGAGACGCUGGUGCAGGAGGAGGAUGCGCAACCCCUGACGCAACCCAUAAUUGCGCCCAUCGAGCAGAAGAAGUUCAGCAUUGAGGAGGCAGACCUGCCGCCCGUCUACUUCGACCGCAAUUUCAUGACCGAUCUCAUGAACUACCCGGAACAGAUCCGCAACAUCGCACUGGCGGGCCAUCUGCACCACGGCAAGACGGCCUUCAUGGACAUGCUCGUCCUCGAGACGCACGCCAUAACGGACAGGUUGGAGAAGCGGACAGGGAAGAAGCGCGACGAGCAGCUCAGGUACACGGAUACCCAUGUGAUUGAGCGGGACCGGGGCCUGUCCAUCAAGGCCGCACCCAUGAGCCUCGUGCUCUCCAGCAGCAAAGGGAAAUCGCAUCUCUUCAACAUCAUCGACACCCCCGGGCAUGUUGACUUUGUCGACGAGGUGGCCGCGUCCCUCCGGCUGGUGGACGGCGUGUGUCUGGUGGUUGAUGUGGUGGAAGGGGUGCAGGUUAACACGGAGCAGAUCAUCAAGCACGCCGUCCUUGAGGAUAUCCCCCUCACCUUGGUCGUGAACAAGAUGGACCGGUUAAUCCUUGAGCUCAAGCUGCCACCCAACGACGCCUACUACAAGCUGAAACACGUCAUCGAGGAGGUCAACACCGUCAUUGAGAACACCAUUCCUGGGCGAGGCGCGGAGAGGAGGAUUAGCCCGGAGAAGGGGAAUGUGCUCUUCGCCUGCACCUCCAUGGGAUGGUGCUUCACGUUGCGGUCGUUUGCCAAGAUGUACUCGGACAGCUUUGGCGGCGUCAACGUUGACGAGUUUGCUCGGCGCUUGUGGGGCGAUGUCUACUUCAACCCCCGAAAACGGACCUUCACAAGGAAAGCCGUUGAGGAGGGUGCGAAGAGGUCAUUCGUCAAUUUUAUCAUGGAGCCGAUAUACAAACUCUUCUCUCACACGAUCAGUGAGAGCCCCGAGGAUCUGAAGGGGACGCUCGGGAAGCUGGGAAUCCAGCUGAAGCCUUCUCAGUAUAAGGCAGAUGCAAAGGUCUUAUUGAAGCUAGUCUGCGAGCAGUUCUUUGGGCCGUCGACCGGGUUCGUUGACAUGGUCUGUCAGCAUAUUCCCUCACCAGUUGAGGCUGCCGAGAAGAAGCUGGCGCAGUACUACACCGGCCCCAUGGACACCAAGGUCGCAGAGUCGAUGAAGAAGUGCGAUCAGAACGGGCCACUUGUCAUCCACGUAACCAAGUUGUUCAACACCACCGACGCCAAGAGCUUCUACUCGUUCGGGCGCGUCAUGAGCGGCAUUGCGCGGCCAGGAAUGGAGGUCCGGGUGCUUGGAGAGGGCUACUCUAUCGACGACGAGGAAGACAUGGUGUUGGCGAGGGUCUCAGGCGUGUACAUCGCCGAAACGCGCUACAACAUCUCGACAGACGGCGUGCCAGCGGGUAACUGGGUCCUCUUGUCAGGUGUUGACAACUCGAUCGUCAAGACAGCCACCAUCGUCGACAAGAAAGUCGACAAUGACGAGGCGGCCUACAUCUUCAAGCCAUUAUCCCACUUUACCGAGUCUGUCCUCAAGGUUGCCGUGGAACCCAUUAACCCGUCCGAGCUGCCAAAGAUGCUCGACGGCAUCAGAAAGAUUAACAAGAGCUAUCCGUUGGUUGCGACGAAAGUCGAGGAGUCGGGAGAGCACAUCGUGCUCGGCACGGGCGAGCUGUACAUGGACUGCGUGCUCCACGACCUGCGCCGCCUCUACGCCGACAUGGAAAUCAGAGUGUCCGACCCGGUCGUCCGUUUCUGCGAGACAGUGCAGGACAUGUCGGCUACGAAAUGCUACGCCGUCACGCCUAACAAAAAGAACACAAUCACCAUGGCGGCCGAACCGCUCGACGAUGGGAUUGCCAAGGACAUCGAGUCAGGCGCGGUGAAGAUACGGGACCCUCCGCGGAAGACGGCUAAGUUCUUCGAGGAGAAGUACGGAUGGGACAUGCUUGCCGCCAGGAGCAUCUGGGCGUUCGGGCCCGACGACAUGGGCCCGAAUAUACUCCAGGAUGACACAUUACCAACAGAGGUUGACAAGAAGCGGCUAAACACGGUCAAGGAAUCGAUCCGUCAGGGGUUCAGUUGGGCAACCCGAGAGGGGCCUCUCUGUGAAGAGCCCAUACGCAACACCAAAUUCCGACUCAUCGACGUCUCCCUCGCACAAGAAGCCAUCUUCCGCGGCGGGGGGCAGAUCAUCCCCACGGCGCGCCGGGCCUGCUACAGCUCCUUCCUGAUGGCGUCGCCGCGGCUGAUGGAGCCCGUGUACUCGGUCUCGAUGACGGGCCCGCAGGACUCGGUCAGCACGGUGUACAACAUCCUGGCGCGGCGGCGCGGCCACGUGCUGUCGGACGGCCCGAUCGCGGGCACGCCGCUGUACCGCGUCAGCGGCCUGCUGCCCGUCAUCGACUCGUUCGGCUUCGAGACGGACCUGCGCAUCAACACGCCCGGCCGCGCCAUGGUCAGCCUCGUCUUCGACCGCUGGAGCAUCGUGCCCGGCGACCCGCUCGACAGGGACAUGGUCACCCGCCCGCUGCAGAUGGCCGCCCCGCUGGCCACCGCCAGGGACUUUGUCCUCAAGACCCGCAGGCGGAAGGGCCUGAGCGAGGACGUCACCGUCGCCAAGUUCUUGGAGCCCGAGUUCUACCAGAGCUUGAUCGAGUCGGGUACUCUGGAGGGGCUGUGAGGGCCUUUGGCUUCUUCUUCUUCUCUCCUUCCUCUUUCUGUUUCUCUCUCCUCUGCGUACGCCCCGCGUGGGUGAGCUCGAUCCGGGCGUUGGGCGUUCCGGGACUGGCAGGUCGUAGAUGUUCAAUGCGA